CGAUUUUUAAUAAAUAACGUUAAAAGCCUUAUUAUUAAAGGAAAUCAGUGUUGUAUAUAAAAUAAGUGCGUCGAGGUGUUACCUGACAUGACUUAAUAGAAAUGAAGGCAUACAAUCAAAUUUGGCUCCAACUUGUGUGAUGUCAUUGUGGUGCUAUAUGUAUAUUCAAACAGUCAUAUAGAUAUGUAUAAGUGAAUUUUGUGUAGUAGUAUAAUUCAGAGAUAUAAACAGUAAUGGCCCAAAAAUAUCUUUGAAGUUAAAGUGUUAUGGUCUGUUAUAGAGUGUAUUGAAUCUGAUCAAAUCUGUAACAGAACAAUAUAGAACAAGCAUCGAAUGUGAAUCACGCGUGUGCCUUAGCUUUAAAAACUAUUAGAUAUAAAAACGUUUGGGCUCAUAAUGGGCAGCGUCUGGAAACGUUUACAACGAGUUAACAAACGUGCGGCGAAAUUUCAGUUCACUGCCUCGUACCAUGACCUUCGAUUGGAAACCACCGCCAAGUGGCGCCCUUCAAAUCUUUCGGUAGUUUGGACAAGACGUUCGAGGCGUGUUGCUAGCUCACCAUUGCCAUGGGAACCAGAUAUGAUGAAUCCUCUAGUUGGAAAUAUUUCUUGGCCAGUUCCGGACAAUCACGCUAUAUCAGUAACAUUAUUUAAAGACCCUCGCACUCAUGAACUUGAGGACAAAGACUGGACAUUUGUAAUUGAAGAUAUUUCACUUCUGGGUAAAAAACGAGUAUUGGCUAAUGCAAGUAUAAAUAUGCGUAAAUAUGCCAGUGUGGAGUCUACACAGCAGAGUUUUACAUUAAGCCUCAAGCCAGUUUCUCGCAAAAUAACAUCCGCAGACUUGGAAUUAACAAUUAGCUGUGUCUUUCUGCGAGAAGGAAAAGCAACUGAUGAAGAUAUGCAAAGCGUUGUGUCAUUUAUGUCAGUCAAUAACAACUGUGACGUUGCACCACUCGACGACCUGGAAGAUAUACCAGACUUGGAAAACUCUGGGGAUAUCUCUGAUAAUUUAUAUGAUUUCACGCAACAAUUAGAGCAAAUGACGACAAGUUUAAACGGAUGUACCGAUGUACCAACGCCGUUAAGUAUUCCUUCAUUAUCCGAAGACCCAACUCCUUUGGCCGAAUCACUUAACCACCAUUUUGAUGUAGAAACGGAUCACGAAAAUAUACAGUUAGCUGUCGGAGUACAAUCACGGUUAAUAGUUGACGCGGAUGAGCCAUUAAAUAUUCCAGAGGUAGCUGAUGCACAGCUAAUUACACCAACUAAAGACAGUGAACAGGAUAAAAAGGAAAAUCAAAUUGUUUCUAAAUCGUUGAGAUCUGAUCAAAACGAAAGUUUCCAUGAAGUGCUAACAUCUACCCCUAAAGAAAAACCAAAUAACUUAGUAAUAUUAAAAAAAAACGACUUGAAUAAAUCACUUAUCUUUGAUAAGCAAGAUUGCAGUGCUGUUGAUGUACAGAAAUCACAGGAGAAUAAUUCGACUGCUGUCUUGAAUGUAACUCCUAUCAGUACGAAGUCAACCGGAUCAGUGGAAUAUAUAGAAAAGCAAACCAAGUCGAUAGACAACGUCGCUGUAAUAUCAAGUGUCAAGCGCCCCGAACUUCAGCCCUUGAAUUUAAAGAAAAGUUAUGAGACUACACCUGCCGUAAAUAUUUGCGCGACACUAAAUAAUUCCGCUUUAAAGCCCGUAGAGAAGAUCGUGCUAAAGGAUAACACCCCUGGACAAGAUUUGUUAGAGUGGUGCAAAGAGGUAACCAAAGAUUAUCCAAAUGUAAAAGUUACAAAUUUAACUACUAGCUGGCGUAAUGGCAUGGCAUUCUGCGCAAUAAUUCACCAUUUUAUGCCGCAUUUGAUAGAUAUGUCAAAUCUAAGUGCGCAUGACGUUGUUGGCAACUGUCGAACUGCUUUUGAUGCGGCAGAAACUUUGGGGAUACCUCGAGUUAUUGAGCCGCGUGAUAUGAAUUUGCUCACAGUGCCAGAUAAAUUAGCUGUCAUGACAUAUUUACACCAAUUGAGGGCACACUUCACUGGAAAGCAAUUGCAAAUUGAACAAAUUGGUCAGACUUCGGACGAGUCUAGCUACGUCAUCGGAAAUUAUAAGUCUGACAAUUUAUCGCAAAAUCUUAUAAACUUUUCGCAUCUGAAGACUCAGCUUUUACAAAACUCGUUCGAAGAGGAACACCUUUGUCAACAACAACAGAUGUCACCCUCCAGUAAAAAAGAUGUUAAAAAUCUUAUACUGAGUAGUUCAAAGAGUAUAUUGGGUAAAGUUCUGUCCCCAACAAAAGAUAAAAAUACAGCCAACGCGACGCAGACCUCAACUCAAACAACUAAAUCAUUAUUGAUUCGUCACACCCCAACUCCGCCCCUUAUUGAUGGCGAUGCAUAUGAGGAAAUGACAAAGAUUAGCAAAGAACCAAUAUUGCCUAUGUCGCUAGAUGCCAAUGCAACAAAUCGCAUAUUAACCCGUCACAAAGAAAUGAGCGAAAAAGCUAAAUUGAUGAUGGAAAAAUUAAAAAUUUCUAAUUAUGACGAGCGUCCCGAUGCAAAUGAUGAGGAGCGUCAGCAGCGAUUGCGGGAGCAGGCACGAAGACUUAUCUUAGAAACGCGAAAUAAGAUAGCCGGACCUGUAAAUAACGCUGUAGGCAGUCCCACAUCCCCUACUAACCUGAAGAGAUUUAACUACACUUCUGAACUUACAAUUUCGCCUAUUCACAAUGGCAGUAACAGCGGAGAGUCUCAAGACGACGUUACUUCUAAUAAAAUAGCUUCCACAGGGGAUAAAACUGUAGAGCAUGUUAUCCACACGAGUCCUAGUCAUAGAUUAAGUGAUGGAAACCUCACUCCUUUACAAUCCUUUAACGCAGUCGUAGAAAGGAUUUCACCAAAGCAUGAAAAAAGAAAUGAUAGACUUACCUACAUUGAGUCUGAGCUGGAAGCAUUGGAACGCGAGCAAGAGGCAAUUGACCAAAAAGCUAGCAAUCUAGAGGCCAAACUCCGUGCAGUCAUGGGCGGUAAUCCAAGUAAUAAUCGAACUGGUACAAAUCCCUUCCUUAGAUUAAUACGCAAUAGCAUUGGUGGUGGUGAUGUCAUACGCAUUAAGCUUCUUGACUCGGAUGAUGAAAGUUUAUUUGGUAGUGGUAUAAGCGCUGCCGGCAGUGGUACUGAUGAAGACUAUAAUGAUGAUGAAGAGGUAUAUAGUGACACUUCAAGCACCUCUGGCAAAAAAGAAAAAAAGCAACGGGAAGAUCAAGCUAUCGCAAUGCAACCGAUGCAAAAGAUGCAGACACGGUCACGGCCGCGCGCUCAGUCAUGUUUUGUGAAUGUAAAUCUUAACUAUCCACUAAUACAGCCCACAUAUCAACACCAAAUCGAUAAACAUGACCAUCAUUGUCAGCAUCAUCAGCAUGGCUCGAGCCAAACUCCUCACCACGUUCAUCACGUGGGACCAUAUAGUCAUUUCCUGUGUAAUUCUGCCUUAGUUGCAUCCUCCCGACAAUCCUCCUGUGAUAACGUACAAGCCUUUAAUGGAGAAGAUGACAAUUCUCUGGUUGUAUCUGCAACUGACCACGGUGCUUGCUCUCGACGAAGACGUACUGGCCGCAAAGCAAGCCAACAAAAACAUCGACGGUCACGUUCUCGCGGUUUUUGUGAAACUGAAGAGACGGAAGAGCAAUUACUUUCGCAGUGGUUUACACUUGUAAAUAAGAAAAAUGCACUUCUCAGGAGACAAAUGCAGUUAAAUAUUCUUGAACAAGAAAAGGAUCUUGAGCGCAAAUUUAGAAUGCUUAACCAGGAACUGCGCGCCGCUCAGUCCGUGGAGGAUUGGCGCAAAACUGAGGUGCAACGGGAAAAAGAACGCCUGUUGCUAGAGGAACUAGUAACGAUUGUUGAUAAGAGAGAUCAGCUUGUGCAGCAUUUGCACAAUCAAGAAAUAGCUAUUGAGGACGACCAGGAAAUUGCACGGGAGCUUGAACAAGUGGAUAUUAGCGGUGGAAAAGAAAAGUGUAUUAUACAAUAAAAAAAACUUUUUACCUAAUUUAACUUGACUGGAGAUUAAGCUUAAAUAUAAAUAUUUAUCUUCAUAAUUUAAUUGAUACUUAUGAAAUAAAGCAAAGAUUCAAUA
Molecule: messenger RNA, 4131 nt
Organism: Drosophila hydei
Lineage: Eukaryota; Metazoa; Arthropoda; Insecta; Diptera; Drosophilidae
Gene: Ehbp1
Product: EH domain-binding protein 1
Exons: 14
Coding region: 397-4026 (1209 amino acids)
Molecular function (GO): protein binding
Source: RefSeq, a predicted model, not a curated record